UGCGAUUUACUAAAAUAUUUCUUAUUGUGCAGUUCAACAAAAUUAUGUGUACAUCUAAUAUUUGGAUUUUUUUUUCUUUUCUUUUUUUUUCUUUUCUUUUCUCUUCUUUUCUCUUCUUUUUAUGUUUUAUUAGUUUGUGAUAUUUGUGGGAGAACAUUCAGACAACUUCGCAAGCUUAAAAUGCAUCGCAAAACUCACGAAGAUGUCCGAGAAGCUUACUUCUGCCCUCUUCCAAAUUGUGAUAAAUACUUUUACCAGGAAAACAACUUGGCUACACACAUUAAGGAGAAGCACGAAAAGAGCAAGAUAUACCAGUGUGGCAUCUGUGACAAAUGUCUAGCUAGCAAGCAAAAAUUAACACAACAUAUGGCAACCCACGCACUAGAUUAUAAAAGGAACUACACAUCCAAAAAGCCAAGGAAACCUCGUAAAGACAAAGGUGUUUCAAGGACAGAUUAUUCACGUCUGCUGUCUGGGUACUAUGAAGACGAAGAAGAAGCUACUGAUGUCAGUCCAAAAGACGAUGGUGAAGUCAAGGACAUGGACACUAAUCAUGUAGUCACUGAUAGUCAGCAGGAAACUGCAGUAGAAAGUAAAGGUGAAGAAGAAAUGGAGUGCGAGUGAUGUGAAGACAGGCUUUAAUUGAUUUAUACAUUUAUUCUUAAAUAUGCCAAGGAAUUGCCAGUGAUAUUUAAAGCUUAAGAAUAUUAUAUUGGUACUACUUUCAGUUUUGCAUAGUGAAGUGUAUGAGAUUUGUCAUUUAUAGAUUUUAGUAAAAAAUUUAAUCUGUAUACAAGUUUGUGGGUCUGUCUGUGAUUGCAAAAAAUGCUCAUCUUUAGUUAUUAAUGGAAAAAAAUCCAUUGGUCUCACUAAACUUGUACAUCUCACAUGUAAAAUGCAUCAUAAAAUGCAUAUGGAUAUUUUCAAUGCUUAUAGCUUUAUGUGACUGAUUGUGAGUUUGCUGAAGAAUAGUAGUUAAUAACAUAGUAACAUGGGGUAUUAAAACACUCUUGGUUAUAAAUGUAUUCAUUUAUUGAU
This is a messenger RNA of Penaeus monodon (black tiger shrimp), 1038 nucleotides long. RefSeq names its product transcription factor IIIA-like. The record is from RefSeq and is a predicted model, not a curated record. Gene Ontology annotation, cellular component: nucleus. The transcript is spliced from 3 exons. Lineage: Eukaryota; Metazoa; Arthropoda; Malacostraca; Decapoda; Penaeidae. The annotation marks the transcript as partial.